Suillus plorans is the source of this 1053-nucleotide messenger RNA. RefSeq lists its product as uncharacterized. The record is from RefSeq and is a predicted model, not a curated record. Bases 94 to 942 code for a protein of 282 amino acids. The transcript has 5 exons. Lineage: Eukaryota; Fungi; Basidiomycota; Agaricomycetes; Boletales; Suillaceae.
CCGUAAACCUUGUUCGACUACUACCAGUCUACCACGCUUCUUAGCAGAACGCGUCAUCCUACGCAUUCGAUAUCUUGUCCGUAACCUUGAAACAUGGAAAUUGAUCCUUUGGCCGAUGCCCUUCCGCCACGUUACGCCAUCGAGUCCGAUGACGAGGAUGAAUACAACCCACUAACCACCCAACGAGCUGAUCAGGUUCCGAUUGUGAAAAUAAAAAUCGAAGGCCAAUUCACCACUGGCUGUCCCCUUGUCAUCGCAUCAGGCCGUGCAGGAAAUUUUUGGGCUGAUGGCGCAGACCUAGGGGAACAGCAGGGCGCAAUAUUCGUCAACAAUAUUCCGGUGGGAUUUCUUUUUAAACCCUCAUCAACCCGUACGGUUGUACUGGUGUCCGAGGCUACUACGACGUUGCCGUUAUGGUCCAUGAACAAGUAUGUGAAUGAUAUCCUGGAUCGCCUCCAACCAUCCGCCAUUUCCAUCCUCGAUACGUAUCGCAUACAAAGCUACAUUUCAUCAGAGCCCUUGCCUGUGCAUGAAGCGCCCGUUCGCUAUUUGUCUCUACGGAACAUAUCCUUGGAUCCCUUCCAAAAUUUUGCGCCUCCAAAUAUUCUCCAGUCGAUAUCGGCAGCAUUUAUGUCUGCGAUGAACAUACGCACCCUAUCUUCGUCCUAUCAAAGUAAUGCAGUGAUUUUACUCCUUCCCUCACCAGGGGUACCUCGCACCACGCCAUCCAAACUAUUAACUAGUAGACUUUCACGACCGUCAGAAGAUCAAGCAUGGUCGGUUGAAAUGAUGGUGGAAGUGGACGAAAAGUUGUUUGGGGUAGUUGGCGCGAAACGAUCCGGUACUUGGGCACUCAGAAGUACACCUGCAGGGAGUGGAUUUGGUUUGUCAAAAAAGAGGCAGAACCUUGCGGAGGUUGGUGAGGGCAGCAUGUACAUAUGAUUGUUAGAAGUUCAAGAAGUAGGCUUUCGGCAUAACUCAAAUGAAAAUAAAAGUGUCUUCAUGUCUUCCGUGUCGAUGAAAUCGCGUUGUUCACAGACACCAGAAGACAAG